This is a messenger RNA of Pseudozyma hubeiensis SY62, 228 nucleotides long. RefSeq lists its product as hypothetical. The transcript has 2 exons. The coding region runs from base 1 to 228 and encodes 75 amino acids. Lineage: Eukaryota; Fungi; Basidiomycota; Ustilaginomycetes; Ustilaginales; Ustilaginaceae. The record is from RefSeq and is a predicted model, not a curated record.
AUGAGCACCGAGGUGUUCUUUGAAGAAGAACAUGACGUAGAACGUGACGUCAAGAUUCUUCGAUGCAGAACCGUUCUGCAAGACCAGACGUCCGCAAUCCGUGUCGACAGCCAUCGAUUGACAGAACAACAACACAUCAACACCAGGUCUCAAUGUCCGAUCCGCUACGCCAUUGCCGUUCCGGUGACGAUCCAAGCUGAUGAGGAUGACAUCUGGCUUGUUUGUUGA